Molecule: messenger RNA, 2267 nt
Organism: Nannospalax galili (Upper Galilee mountains blind mole rat)
Lineage: Eukaryota; Metazoa; Chordata; Mammalia; Rodentia; Spalacidae
Gene: Mmp21
Product: matrix metallopeptidase 21
Exons: 7
Coding region: 301-2022 (573 amino acids)
Biological process (GO): collagen catabolic process; extracellular matrix organization; proteolysis
Cellular component (GO): extracellular matrix
Molecular function (GO): zinc ion binding; metalloendopeptidase activity
Source: RefSeq, a predicted model, not a curated record
GCAGCACAGGUGGACUUGGGCACGUUCACAGUUCAUUUAAGCAAACUCAGCCCUGUGCAAGUCAAGAGUUUGCCACUUGUAAUUCUGAGGCUGAGGGAAAAAGAGUUCUCACAUCUGCAAGAAAGGUGGCCCUGGGGUCUUCAAAGGCUGCUUACCAGGGCCUGAGGAGCCGCCUCCUAGCAGGCACACUUCAUGGCUGGGUGAGGAAUGCUUGCUCCCCUAUAAAAGUUCCCAUGCCCUGUUCCUUGGGAGGGGUGACAGGGACGCAGGAAGGCAGGAGAACCAGAGUCCCAGUGGGCCAUGCUUGCUGCCUCCGUCCUGCGUCUGACACUGCUGCUCUGCUGGCUGGCUGCCCUCCAGCCCACCCAGCCUGAAAGGCUCUUCCACAGCCGGGACCGUUCGGACCUGGAGCCAUCCCCCCUGAGCCGGGCCAAGCCCAUUGCUGACCUCCAUGCUGCUCAGAGAUUCCUGUCAAGAUACGGCUGGUCAGAGGUGCCUUCAGUCUGGGGAACCAGCCCUCAAGGGUCAGCGGAGGCCCCUGUGGGUUCCACCCUAGCCCAAGCCAUGCGCAGGUUCCAAAGAGCGAACAGCCUGCCUGCCAGUGGGAAGCUGGACUCGCCCACACUGGCAGCUAUGAACAGGCCACGCUGUGGUGUCCCUGACACACGGCUGCCACCUCAGUCUGCCCUGUCAACCCCACCAGCCCCCAUAAUCCCUUACAGUCCACGACCCAGGAGCCGACCAAAGCGCUUUCUUCAAAUGCUGCUGCCCAAGGCAGGUGGGCAGCAUGAGGACGCCACAGACACUGGGACCAGCAGGGCCUUCUCCAAGAAGACCCUGACCUGGAGGCUGGUGGGAGAAGCCUACAGCAGCCAGCUCUCUGUAGAUGAGCAGAGAUACAUCUUUAGACUGGCCUUCAGGAUGUGGAGUGAGGUAACACCGCUGGACUUCCGGGAGGACCUCACUGCUCCUGGGGCCACUGUGGACAUAAAACUGGGUUUUGGGAGAGGCCGACACUUGGGCUGUCCUCGGGUGUUUGAUGGGAGUGGGCAGGAGUUUGCACAUGCCUGGCGCCUGGGAGAUAUACACUUCGAUGAUGAUGAGCACUUCACCCCUCUCUCCAGUGACACGGGUAUCAGCCUUCUCAAAGUGGCUGUCCACGAAAUUGGCCAUGUCCUCGGCUUGCCUCACACCUACAGGGUGGGGUCCAUAAUGCAACCAAACUAUAUUCCCCAGGAUCCUGUGUUUGAGUUGGACUGGUCAGACAGAAAAGCAAUUCAAAGGCUGUAUGGUUCAUGUGAGGGGUCAUUUGAUACUGCCUUUGACUGGAUUCACAAAGAGAAGAACCAAUAUGGAGAGGUGAGAGUGAGAUUCAACACCUAUUUCUUCCGCAACAGCUGGUAUUGGCUCUAUGAAAACCGCAACAACAGGACCCGCUACGGGGACCCUCUCCAAAUUCUCACUGGCUGGCAUGGAAUCCCCCCACAAAACAUAGAUGCCUUUGUCCAUGUCUGGUCACGGGGAAGAGACGAGCGCUACUUUUUUAAAGGAAACCAAUACUGGAGAUAUGACAGUGAGAAGGAUCAGGCGUACAUGGAAGACGAGCAGGGAAGAGGCUAUCCCAAACUGAUUUCGGAAGGCUUCCCUGGUGUUCCCAGCUCCCUGGACACUGCCUUUUACGAGCGAAGGCAGCAGCUGAUUUACUUCUUCAAGGAGUCUCUCGUAUUUGCAUUUGAUGUGAACAGAAACCAAGUGCUUAAUUCUUAUCCAAAGAAGAUGACCCAAGUUUUUCCAGCAAUAAUGCCACAAAACCAUCCAUUCAGAAACAUAGACUCAGCUUACUACUCCUACGCACACAACUCCAUUUUCUUUUUCAAAGGCAAUGUGUACUGGAAAGUAGUUAGUGACAAGGACAGACGGCAGAGCUCUCGGCUGCCUUUCAAUGGCUUAUUUCCAAAAAAAUCUAUUUCAGAGAAGUGGUUUGAUGUUUGUGAUGUUCAUAUGUCUACAUUGAACAUGUGAUGAGAACAGGAAAAUCAAGACAGCACUAGGACUCAGGAACAACUUCUAAGAGAAAAAGUCUGAAUUUUUUCAAAGAUUUUCAGUAGCUAAAACAAACGUGGCUUCCUACGCUAAAACCAAAUGGAAGAGCAGUACUUCAGCUUAUCAGUCAAUUUAAGGGCCAGUUACUCGGGGGAAAAUCUCUUAAAUACAACAAACGAUUUUAUUCCAAGGAAUCUAUUCUACUUUCCAUAAACUCUGCUGAA